Molecule: messenger RNA, 2649 nt
Organism: Colossoma macropomum (tambaqui)
Lineage: Eukaryota; Metazoa; Chordata; Actinopteri; Characiformes; Serrasalmidae
Product: adhesion G protein-coupled receptor E3-like
Exons: 19
Coding region: 1-2649 (882 amino acids)
Biological process (GO): cell surface receptor signaling pathway; adenylate cyclase-activating G protein-coupled receptor signaling pathway
Cellular component (GO): membrane
Molecular function (GO): G protein-coupled receptor activity
Source: RefSeq, a predicted model, not a curated record
AUGAGUAGUGCUGAGAACGUCACUUCAGGUAAACUCAAAGGUACCAGCGACCUGGCUCCCACCUUGCCUGGAUCCUCCCAGGAAUCUUCAGGCUGCACCCUGCUGAUUGACAGUGAGAGAACUUUCAUCAGAUCUCCAGGAGAGUCUGUUCUGCUGCCCUGCCCCUGUCCUGCAGAGCAGAUCAACCCUGAUAGAGACACAUGGAGAUUCUCAGAGACAGAGACUGGAGAUCAGACUGCAGUGUGUAAUGACAGAGAAUCCUGCAGAGGCAGAAUUUGGAUAUUCGACCAAACACAUUCCAGAAAUUUCUCUCUCCUCAUCUCAGAUCUGACUAAAGAGGAUGCUGGAUUCUACACCUGCAGAGCUGAUGAGGGAGACAUGCCACAUAUCAUGCUACAGGUCAAAGGAGGGACACUGGAGGUAGGGUUCAGGGACUGGGCUGUGGGGCCAGGGGACUCUCAUCCUGCCUCGUGGGCCUCUCAUGGCCAUCAUCAGCGUGUCCUCUUUCUGCCAGCUGACAUCCUCCUCUCGCCGUCACUCACAUCCUUUGGCGGUGUUAGGGAUUCACACGCUAUCCGCUACUCACUCGCAGAUCUCUCCCCGUCAUCAUCACUGGGCUUUGUCGUCGCUUGUAGUUCUGGCCCCACCUUCCAGCUUGCUCUCACAGCCACCAUAGGGCCCAGGGGAUGGGCGCAUGCCAUAUGCUGCGCUCUGUCAGAGAAUAAACAGACUGUUCCAGUCAGUAGAUCCUCAGGAGGGUCUGUUCUUCUGUCCUGCACCUGCACUGACCUGCAGGACAGAGCUGAGAGAGUUCAGUGGAGAACACCAAACCAUGAAGAUCUCCUUCAGCGCUACAGCGGUCGAGUUCAGACGUUUAACCAGAACUCUCCAGGAAAUCUCUCUGUACUGAUCUCAGACCUGACUGAAGAGGACGGAGGAACAUAUUCAUGCUGGAUAAACCAGAAUCAGUACAGGAACUUCAGCCUCACUGUUAAAGGGAUCCCUGAACAAACCUCAGCUGGGACAACAGCUUCUCCACCUUCUUCUACUCCCGGUCUGAUUAUCAAGACUCUUGAAGCUUGCAAGGCUAAUGCCACCCUAGACUGUACAAACAACCUCUUGAGUCAGAUUGACAUCAUAGAUCAAGCGUUACCAAAGAAAGAUGUGGAGGACACACUGAAUUACCUUAUCACUCAACAAAACAGUCUCAUUACUGGAAAAACUAACCGAGAUGGACUAGUUUUCUCUUUCAAUAGAAUGCUGAAUGCCACUGAGAAACUGGUGUCUACUUUGGUGAAGACAGUAGAGACCAACUCUUCUGUUAGCAUCUCCCUUAAAAAUAUAGAGGUUCGUGUUUUUGUAGUUGGACAAAAUUCAUCCUUGAAGGAAAUGCUUCAGCUUCACACACCACAUGCUAAAAUGGACAUUGAUCUGAAUGGGAUUUCUAGAAAGAAAAUGAAUCAAGGGCACGCUGCUGUAGCCUUCAUGAGCUACACCAACAUGUUGAAUUCCAGCCUGUUCAGUGCCAAUACAUCCAACACAACAAAACGCAUCAUGUCUGCUGUGGUUUCAGCCACGCUCCCAAAAACCAACAACAGAAGCCUCGACAAACCAGUCAAUUUCACCCUGAAGCAUCUUGAAGAGUUGAAUCCCAAUUAUGUACAUUCCUGUGUGUACUGGAAUGAAACUGAUUGGGUCACAGAUGGCUGUGCACGUAUAAAGACCAACAGCAGCCAUACUGUGUGCUCCAGUACUCACCUAUCAACUUUCGCUCUUAUCAUGCAGAUCAACCCACGUCAGAGUGAACAUCGCUUUAAAGUGAUCAACAUGGUGGUCGUGUCAUUUGGGCUGGUGUUCCUGGGAUUGGCUCUGUUGACUUUUGCCCUCUGUCGGAAGAACCCGAGAGUGAUCAACGCGGCUCGAAUCAACCUGUGUAUAAGCCUGUUAUUGGGCCACCUUCUCUUCCUGCUCACACAAACAUUAGUGAAGAAAAAAUACCAGUUGGUGUGUGCAGUGCUGGCAGGCAUUGUGCACUUCCUCUUCCUCUCUGCUUUUGUGUGGAUGUUCAUUGAGGCACUGAUGCUCUUCCUCGCUAUAAAGAACCUAUCACGUCCUAAAUCAAAGCAUAAGGAGGUGCUUAACUGGAAGCUUUUAACUUCUGUGGGGUAUAUGGUGGCUUUGGUUGUGGUGGGCGUGUCUGCUGGAGUGGUACCUGACGGAUACAGCAGUGAAGAAUGCUGGCUUACGACAAGCAAAGGUUUCAACUGGAGUUUUCUGGGCCCUGUUUUUUUCAUCCUUGCAUCCAACAUGAUCCUUUUCAGUUUGAUUGCUAUCAGUCUGCGAUCUUCUCUGGCUCGCCUGAACAGUCAAGUUUCACAGAUAAAACAAACCAGGACUAUUUUCUUUAAAACCAUGGCCCAGUUUGUCAUCUUCGGUUGCCCCUGGAUACUGGGUGUCUUCACGGCCAACAGUGAGGCGCUAGAGAUUAUCUUCUUGAUCCUCAACUCUCAGCAGGGCACUUUCAUCUUUAUCGUCCACUGUGUCCUCAGUAAAGAGGUAAGGCAAAAAUACAGGAAGUUGCUGUGUGGUAGCUGUGUGACUACAUACUACGUAACUUCUGUCACUGAAGUCCAAACCACACAAGGAUGA